AACGUCACGUGUCGCUUUACGGCAGCUGAGAGCAGAACCGGAAGUUUUGCAGCAGCUACCGGGAGAGAAAUAAACAGAGACCAAAACAGCAAGGGCUGAGACACAGGAGUUCCACGUACACCCUGGCGAUAUCUUUAUUAUAGCAACCAAGAGAGGGGGUUCCAGACAAGUGACAUUCUGGACCACAGCUGCACUCCUGGAGCCUUCCUGUCACGAGCCAAUGCUUGAUCUGGAGGUCGUACCAGAGAGAUCCCUUGGCAAUCAGCAAUGGGAAUUCACCUUAGGUAUGCCUCUGGCUCAGGCCGUAGCUAUCCUUCAAAAGCAUUGCCGGAUGAUUCGAAACGUGCAGAUUCUCUAUAGUGAACAGUGUCCUCUCAGCCAUGACCUCAUUCUCAACCUGACUCAGGAUGGAAUCAAACUGCUAUUUGAUGCCUAUAACCAGAGACUGAAGGUGAUAGAAGUCUACGAUUUAACAAAAGUGAAGUUAAAAUACUGUGGUGUUCAUUUCAACUCCCAGGCCAUUGCACCAACCAUAGAGCAGAUUGAUCAGUCAUUUGGGGCAACACAUCCAGGAGUUUACAACUCUGCAGAACAGCUAUUCCACCUCAAUUUCCGUGGUCUGUCUUUCUCUUUCCAACUGGACUCUUGGACAGAAGCCCCAAAAUUUGAGCCCAAUUUUGCACAUGGUCUGGCUUCCCUUCAAAUCCCCCAUGGAGCCAUGGUGAAACGCAUGUAUAUCUACAGUGGUAACAGCCUCCUGGACACCAAGGCUCCCAGCAUGCCCUUGGGCUGCUAUCAGGGUAAUGUUUACGCAGAGAGUGUUGAUGUUCUGCAUGACGGUUCAGCACCUUCAGGACUUCGACUUCGGCUACUCAGCACAGGCUGUGGCCUUGGUGUUAUGGCAGACACUAAGAUGAGAGUAUCUGACAGAUCUGUGCAUUUUGGAGACUCCUGUCAAGAUGUGCUGAGCACACUAGGGUCUCCUCACAAAGUCUUUUACAAGUCUGAGGAUAAGAUGAAAAUCCAUUCUCCGUCCCCUCACAAGCAAGUUCCUGCCAAGUGCAAUGAUUAUUACUACAACUACUUCACCCUAGGACUGGAUAUCCUCUUUGAUGCAAAUACACACAAGGCCAAGAAGUUUGUUUUGCACACAAAUUAUCCCGGACAUUACAACUUCAAUAUUUACCAUCGUUGUGAAUUCCGGAUUCCCAUAACAGUAAAGCGAGAUAAAGCAGAUACACACACAGAAAUUUGCACAACGUACAGUAAGUGGGACAGUAUUCAGGAGCUACUGGGACAUCCCAUGGAGAAGCCAGUUGUGCUUCACAGGUCAUCGUCACCAAACAACACAAACCCUUUUGGAUCAACCUUUUGCUUUGGCCUUCAAAGGAUGAUCUUUGAGGUAAUGCAGAAUAACCACAUAGCAUCUGUUACACUCUAUGGAGCACCCAGACCCAACGGGCAGCAGAAACCUUCAGAACUGAGCCAAUAAACUCAAAAGGAGCUAGUGGGGUAGCUUAGCCCUGCGUGCCUUGACUUGCAGCCAGAUACCCACACAAAGCAAAGCUGAUGUUGUCGUGCAGUGUGUGGUGCUGGCAGAACAGAGGGAGCUGUAUGGAUUGUGGGUGUCUUCAGCUGCCUUCUCUCAUUAAGUCCAGGCUGGUGCCCCCCUUGCAGUCAGUGUGUUCUCCACAUUCAUGUGACCUUCUGAUAACAGUCCAGGACCAGCAGAGCACUCUGCUGCAUCAAAAAGCACAAACAUGAGAGAGCCGUAUCCAGGAGCAGAAAAUGAGGAGUCUGCGUGUUAGUGUUACUGACUUCAUGUGAUAGUCACAUUUGUAUAUAUUAAUAUACAUGUCUAUGUAAAACAUUAAUAGUUAUGUGACUAAUAGAAAUGUAACAUUUGACUGGUGAGUAUAAAUAUAUUUGUGUGUGUGUAUAUGAAUAUAUAUAUGUGUGUGUGUGUGUGUGUGUAUAUAUAUAUAUAUA
This is a messenger RNA of Bombina bombina (fire-bellied toad), 1989 nucleotides long. It is a transcript of the gene PHAF1, whose product is annotated as phagosome assembly factor 1. The record is from RefSeq and is a predicted model, not a curated record. NCBI's taxonomy places the organism in Eukaryota, Metazoa, Chordata, Amphibia, Anura, Bombinatoridae. Gene Ontology annotation, cellular component: trans-Golgi network; dendrite; synaptic vesicle membrane. Bases 221 to 1492 code for a protein of 423 amino acids. The transcript is spliced from 17 exons. Gene Ontology annotation, biological process: Golgi to plasma membrane protein transport.